Aplysia californica (California sea hare) is the source of this 7690-nucleotide messenger RNA. RefSeq names its product structural maintenance of chromosomes protein 3. Gene Ontology annotation, molecular function: ATP hydrolysis activity; protein binding; double-stranded DNA binding. Gene Ontology annotation, biological process: mitotic sister chromatid cohesion. The transcript is spliced from 33 exons. The coding region runs from base 140 to 3742 and encodes 1200 amino acids. Lineage: Eukaryota; Metazoa; Mollusca; Gastropoda; Aplysiida; Aplysiidae. The record is from RefSeq and is a predicted model, not a curated record. Gene Ontology annotation, cellular component: chromosome.
UGGUAAUAUUUGCCGCCAUUUGUGAUGGCUUCCCUUGUACUUCAGUAGUAAAUAAACAACUUGGUGCAAGUAUUUCACUUUGACAAUUUGUGCUUUUAGUGCACCCCAUGCUGAUGGUCAUUAGCGAAAGACAGCUGCGAUGUAUAUAAAGCAGGUCAUUAUUCAGGGCUUCCGGAGCUACAGGGAUCAAACUGUUGUUGAACCUUUCAGUUCCAAGCACAAUGUCAUUGUGGGAAGAAAUGGAUCAGGAAAAAGCAAUUUUUUCUAUGCCAUUCAGUUUGUGUUGUCUGAUGAGUUCAGUCACAUGCGACCAGACCAGCGACAAGCCCUCCUUCACGAAGGAACUGGGCCUCGUGUUAUCAGUGCAUUUGUGGAGAUCAUCUUUGACAACUCUGACAACAGAAUUCCGAUUGAGAAAGAUGAGGUGGUACUUAGACGUGUGAUUGGCUCGAAGAAAGACCAAUACUUCUUGGACAAGAAGAUGGUCACAAAAUCUGAUGUGAUGAAUUUGUUAGAAAGUGCUGGUUUUUCAAGGAGCAACCCUUAUUACAUUGUGAAACAAGGAAAGAUUAACCAAAUGGCAACAGCUCCAGAUUCACAACGUUUAAAACUACUCAGAGAAGUUGCAGGAACCAAAGUGUAUGAUGAACGGAAAGAAGAAAGCAAUGCCAUUUUAACAGAGACAGAUGGCAAGCUUGAAAAGAUAAAUGACCUACUUAAGUAUAUCGAGGAGCGCCUGAAUACCCUGGAGGGUGAGAAAGAAGAGCUGAAAGAGUAUCAAAAGUGGGACAAAAUGAGGAGGUCACUGGAAUAUACCAUUCACGAUCAUGAGCUGAAAGACACCCGCAAAAAGUUAGAUGAACUCCAGUCCAAACGAGACAACAGUGGUGCUAAUUCUACAGUUUUGCGAGAUGAUCUGACAGCAGCCAAUGACAGAGUGAAAACCAUCAACAAAGAAUUGAAAGAACUGAAAGCCAGAAUGCAAGCAGCCCUUGAGGAAAAGGAUAGUAUCUCAACAGAAUAUCAAGAGCUCACAAAGAAAAAUUCAAAGCUGGAGCUCAGCAUUCGAGACAUUGUGGAAGACCAGAGGGGAAACCAAAAUACAAAGGCAAAGGCAGAAUCAGAACUUGCAAAAGUGAAUGAGAAGAUAGUGAAGACACAGACCCAAUAUGAUACUGUUUGCCAGGAGUACCAAAACAAGUUGGAUAAUGAGGAAAUGUGUUCUACACGAUUAGCGGAGGCUGACCAGAAAAGGAAGGAACUGUAUGCAAAGCAAGGAAGAGGCAGCCACUUUCAGUCUCGCGAGGAUCGCGAUAACUGGAUCAAGAAGGAACUGAAGUCUCUCAACAAAGCUAUCAAGGACAAAGAAGAACAGAUUUCAAGGUUACGAGAUGCUCAGCAACAAGGCCAAGGACAAACAGCUAACCUUCAGAAAGAGAUUGCGGAUCUAGAGCAAGAUCUGGAAAACCGAAAAGAAGGUAUUGAAGAUAACAACAGGCGGUUUUCAGAAAUGAAAGCUGAUAAAGAUUCACAACAGAAUAAAAGAAAUACUUUGUGGCGACAGGAGAACACACUACAGCAACAGCUGAGUACGACCACUGAGGAAUUGAACAAGAGGUUACAAGGGCUGAGAUCUCUCACUGGCAAAGGCAUGUUGAAUGGUAUUGACAGCAUACAGAAAGUACUGCAAUCAUUCAGGGAACAGAACAAGUAUCCAGAAGUCAUUAAUGGCUAUCAUGGUCUGCUUAUUGAAGCUUUUCAGUGCGAUAAAGUCUACUACACAAGUGUGGAGGUCACAGCUGGUUCAAGGUUGUUUCAUCACAUUGUGGAUACAGAUCGCACUGGCACCAUACUGCUGAAAGAAAUGAAUCGCAUGCACCUGCCCGGAGAAGUCACAUUCAUGCCUUUGAACAGAUUAGAAAACCGGGACACUCAUUAUCCAAACACUUCAGAUGCAGCUGCCAUGAUCCACAAGCUUGAGUACGAGAAAAAGUAUGAAGCAGCAAUGAAACACGUCUUUGGGAAAACUUUAAUAGCAAGGAGUAUGGAGGUAGCUACUCAGUUUGCCAGAACGCAAAACCUGGACUGCAUCACAUUAGAAGGUGACCAGGUCAGCAGACGAGGUGCUCUAACAGGAGGCUACUAUGACACUCGAAGGUCUCGCCUGGAUCUCCAGAAGAGCAAGGUAGAGCUGACCACCCUGAAACAGACACAGGAGGUGGAGUACCAGAGCCACCGGGUGGAGCUUGAGAAAGUGGAGCAGUACAUCACCAACCUCUUGUCCGAGAUGCAGAGGUUGGAGACCAAAAACAGCAAAAAUAAAGAUGCUUAUGAAAAGGUUCAGACAGAUUUGAGAAUAAAGAAAGAGGAAUUGUCAACGCUACAGAACACGCAACCAUCCAGAGGCAAGAGUGCUGCUAGUCUGGAGUCUAGCCUUCAGGCCAUGAAGGGCCAGGCGGAUGCAUUGAAGGAAGAACUGGGCACCGAGCUGCAGUCUCAGCUUAGUGUGGAAGACCAAAGGCAGGUGGACUUCCUCAAUGACCAGAUUAACAAACUCACUCAAGAGAACAGACAGGCCUGGCAGGAGCGCAUCAAGUUGGAGACAGAAAAGAACAAGCUGGAGAAUGUGCUGAACAAUAACCUGACCAAGAAGCGGGAGCGACUGCAGCAGGAACUGAGGGAGGUCAGCCUGGAGGAACAAGAUAAGCGUCUGAGUGGCUUCAAGUCGGAUAAAGAGGAGGUGGAGAAACGCAUGGCUGAGCUUGAUGCCUCGACAACAGAGGUUGAUUCGAGUGUUGAAAGGUUAAACAAGGAGCAGAAAGAAAUGCAAAUGAACCUGGAAACGUGGCGGGGUAAAGAACGAGAUAUUCAGGACAAGAUUGGAGAAGAUGCAAAAGAAUUGGACAAGAUCUCACAAAAACAAAGUCUUCUUAUUAAGAAGAAAGAGGACUGCAUGAAGAAAAUCAGAGAUUUGGGAUCAUUACCUUCAGAUGCUUUCGAAAAGUACCAGAACAUGAGUCUAAAACAGUUGUUCAAGAAGUUGGAAAGUUGUAACCAGCAGCUGAAGAAGUACAGCCAUGUGAAUAAGAAGGCCCUGGAUCAGUUUGUCAACUUCUCUGACCAAAAGGAAAAGCUGAUGAAAAGGAAGGAAGAGCUUGACAGUGCCCAGCAGUCCAUCAUUGAUUUGAUGAAGGCUUUGGAUCAUCGGAAAUAUGAGGCGAUUCAGCUCACUUUCAAACAGGUGUCCCGUUACUUCAGUGAGAUCUUCAAGAAACUGGUCCCUCAGGGUCAUGGAGUGCUUGUGAUGAAGAAAGGAGAAAUUGAGGGAGAUGGUGCAGAGGAAGAGAUACCUCUUGUGGAGCAGUUCACUGGUGUGGGAAUUAAGGUUUCCUUCACGGGCAACAAAGCGGAGAUGAGAGACAUGCAGCAGCUGUCAGGAGGCCAGAAGUCCUUGGUAGCCCUGACCCUCAUCUUUGCCAUCCAAAAAUGUGAUCCCGCUCCGUUCUACCUCUUUGAUGAGAUUGACCAGGCUCUGGACUCGUCCCACAGAAAAGCUGUGGCAGAUAUGAUUCACGAGCUAGCUCAGGAUGCUCAGUUCAUCACCACUACCUUCAGACCAGAGUUGUUGCAACAUGCUGACAAGUUCUACGGUGUCAAAUUCAGGAAUAAAGUGAGUCACGUGGAGUGUGUGACAAAAGAGGAAGCAGAAGAUUUUGUGGAGGACGAUGCAACUCAUGGCUGAGAAGAGUAUAUGUUUUUGGGACAAUGUCUCUCUCUCUCUCUCUCUCUCUCACUCUAUCUGUCUUUCUCUUUUCUCUCCCUCCAUUCCUCUCCCCCUCUUCCACGCCCUCUUGCCAAGCUGUGACGGGCAUUGUUAGACAGAUCAUAAUUUGUUUACAAACCUGAGAACCUGUGAAAUAGUAGGAGACCUUCACAUGCAGGAGUUGCAAGUACAGUUUUAUCUGAUUAUUCAGGUUUGAAAUCAAAUGUUCAGAUGUUUGUAAUUCUCUCUAUGUAUAUUACAUCUCUGAUAAUUUAAGGGUUACAUUGUGCAAAGAAAUAUCUUUCUACUUUGUAUUUCUCAUCUUUCUUAUUUGUCUGACCCACUAAAAAAUACCUAUAAAAGGUGUGUUACAGAUACAUUAGAUAUCCUGCACUAGAUUGAAAGACAUGUUCCACUUUUCACUUUGCUAUAGCUUGUUACCGAGAUCUAUUUGGUCAAAUAUUUGAUAAGUCUAUGGUCCACAGCUGGGAGCUGUUUAGUAUCCAUUUGUUUAAGGAUGGGGGUGCCCACAGCCAUUGAAUUUCUUUCAAAAUAGGGAGCAAGGAUAAUGGACAGGGCAGAGAGAGGAUAAGAAAAGACCAUUUUGGGCGCCUAAAUUAACACUGAGCUUGUUGAUGAGCAGGAAAUUUGAAAAGUAAUCUUCAUAGUUAUCUUGUGCAUUAUGCACAGUCUGACUGUGAGCAUAAUUAAAAUUUGUCCAAAGAGAUAUACCGAGAGAGAUGCUGACAUUUUUUUUUUCGGCCUCUCAGAAUAUGUACCCUGCCUCCAUGUACCCUGUGACAUGUAUCUAUCUGUGUUCCUAAGUCUACUCUGACUCUAUGUGCCUUUGCUACUUUUUCUGUGGUAGCAUUGCAUUUUUUGAAAUCAUAUGUAUUAUUGUGUACAAAUCAAAGAUGGGCCGUCCCUUAGCUGAUUACGGUAUGGAUGUGCAGUCUACCCCUGAUCCGGUCUCAAGUUGUUUUCUGUCCAGAUGUCUUGUUCUGUUGAACCCAAAUUAUGUUUCCAUUUUUGAGAUGUUAUGCUCGUUGAGGCAUGGCAGUUUUCUUGAAUCAUCUGUACAUUUUUACGUGUGUGAAAGUAGGGAAAAUUCUGUUGUACCAUAGGACAUCAGUUCUAGUGAUGUGCUUUCUCUUAUCCUGCUGAAACUGUUGCUUGAUAUGUGAAGUCUAUUAUGUGUUACAAACUUCAUAUUUUUAGAAAUCUUUCCAUUUACGUAUAAAACGGAUGAGACAGUAGUUUGUUCUUCUACUUGUGCUGUGGUUCUUGUCCAGGUUCUGUGGGAGGAAGAGGAUGAACCUCCUCUCACUGUGGGUGAGCUCUCUCACUUUGGGGAAUUUCUGUUCAUGUUUUCCAUGAGUGUUUUGUGUGUGUUUUGUGUAUUCCCAUGAUGUACAAAAUUCAUAGAUGUUAGUGGUGUGCACAUGUUGUAGUAAAGCUAUUGUGGAGUGUCAUGUUAUGUGUAUGUGUAUCUCAACUAAAAACAGUGGGGGGGGGUGGGGUUACCUAUUCUUUCUAAAAGCGAUGUGGUUGAUGGGUGCUUUUUCUACCCUCUUUUCAGUGUGUCUAUUGUCUGGGUAAGUUCCCAGUGGAAGCGUGUCCUGUAUCAUACCAAUGGCCAUAUACUAAUAUGCAACUCAAAUUAAACUUUGAUAAAUCACUCUUCUAUCAGAGAUAACUCUCUGAGUAGGAUAUUAUUAGCAGCUGCCACCUAGAAACAACUUUGAUUAUCAUUGAAGACACUGCUCUCCUGUCAUAUCAUCACUCUGUUUGCAGACAUUAUCAGCAGUUGCAGCAUGUUCCCUGUUCUGUGUACAGUUUAUAAAAGAAAAUGAGAGAAAAUUCAAGGAGCCAGUGUCGUUAGGUAUAGACGAAGAGGACAGCAUAAUGGUUCUCCGAAAUAAGUUUGAAAUGUUUGCUUUAAACAGGAUAACCCACUUAAGUUCACAACCAGUAGACUCGUGAGCUCAACGUGAUGGUCUUUCUACAGCACAAGGAACUCUCCCCGAGGAUGAGCUCAAUUUGUCCCUUUUUAAAAAAUGGGGGGGGGGAUUUUAUCUGCAUUCAAUGCUCUUUUAAGGCAGCAUUCUAAGGGCAUAGGGUGUGUGUGAAAGAGUUUGUGACAUAUUAAAGGUGUUGUUUUAAAAAAAACCUGUAAUGGAUCAUGAGUGAAAGGAAUACGUUGACUGUUUAUGUAGACUUUGAUGUUUGAGCUAUGACUAUGUUCUAAUUUAUAUUGUAUCUUAUUGCUUUUCAUUGUUUAUUUCAGAAUCUGGGAGGAAACGUUGAAAGUGUUGGGUCUUUUUAUGAACAUAAAAUGCUGUUUAAGGGGUCAGCUGAAAGUGCAGCGUUGUCAGAAUAAUGAAUUUGAUGUCAUGCCAGUUAGUCGUGAAAAUCUUUCCACUUUGCUACCUUAUGUUUUAAUUUUUCUUCCUUUCUCUCUCUCUCUUUUUUUUUUUUUUUUAAAAACUGGUGUGAUAACUUUUAUUGAAUGUGAUUUUUUUUUCUUUUUUCUUUUUAAACUGGUCAUGGCUUGACCAAGGGAGUAACUUUUGUCAUCACAACUUAUCGCUUUAUUGUAUGAAGAAUGUACUGCUUUUCUGGAAAUUUGUGUAAUUCCCAAAGUUCUAAUGUUCAUCAUGUCAUCGUGUCUUUUUUAUUGGAUAGACAAGUUUGUGUGGGGUCUUGUUCAGGUAGUUCUUGGAACUAAAUUCCUGAAAUAGUGAUGUUGUUUCUGUGUACUCAUGGUCCCAGUUAUUACUGCUGUGUUAUAGUACUUUUUUCUGUGCAAGAUUGGGAGAAAAUGGCAAAUGUUCUUUUGUCAGCCAGUAAUGUACAGAGGCACACUUUUCUGUUACAUAUAAUGUUGUAUUUAUGUAGUUAAAGCAGGUGAAAACGUGGCUGUUUUUGCCAACAGCUUGUAGUAAGAGAAGCGCCUAUCAGCGUGGUGAUGCUGUGUUGCGGCGGCUGAGACUGGUCAUCAUGUAACGGCUUCACUUACCCAGGGGAAUUUCCAGAAUUCCAGAAAAAUAGGAUGUUCUAGUAGCCACAUGUUUUGGUAGGAUGUAUAACCUCUCCCUUGGGUGGUUGGCGGGUGCUCUGGUGUGGUUUGCUUCUUCUUUCCUGUCAAACAUCUAUCGUCCUUAUCUCCCCUUCUUUUUUAUGUUGUUACUCUCAUGUAACACCUAAUCUUCUGGCGCUCAUAUGACCGUAUGCAGUUGCAAGUGCUGAAAAACCUCUACUAAAACUAAAAAUGAACCCCUCCCCUCGUUGCACUUCUCUAUGUGUAUGUGAUUCCCUUUGGGGAGGGGGCAGUUGCUCUGUUGUGUCCUGCAUCUUCCGUUUCCUUACAGUGGUUGUAUCAUCCCAGUGGGCUCAUAGUGAAAUGUGGCUGUUGUAGUGCUAACUCACUGUGAACAGCGGCUCAACCUAUAUAUUAUUAAUUUGUUCCUGUCAAAUGCAGUGAUUCCGGGAAAUCUCUCUUCGUGCAGGUCAAAAAAAGGCCAUGGUAAUCAAUGUGGUUGUUCUACAACUAAACGUGUUCAGAAUUCAGUUUUAAUGCCUUUCUUGUUGGUUCUGUUGGCUUAGUUGGGUUAAUGGUUUGAUUUUUAAAUGAUUUCUGCCAGUUUCUCUGAAUUUGAAUGGCAAAAUCAUUUUUGAAGAGAAACACAAAAUAGGAGAUUUAUUUUUGUAUAUAUUUGUUGUUAGCAUAUACAUAUUAUUAUCUCCAUUCACCAUUUUUGUAUUCAUCGUUUUCACAGUGUUCCAUAAUCUUCCUAGUUCUGUUGUUAGCAUUCUUCAUUUUGGUGUCAUCCUUUCAUCCCAUUUCAGUACUUUUAUGUGACAUUUGAACAUAACACAAACGUACAACAACAGACAUUUUAAUAAAUCAAUUUAAGUAUAUAUUAA